AUGAGGUCCAUCUCCGUCCUUCUCGCCCUUGCGGCUUCUCUGACCUCAGUGUCUGCAUCUACUUUCAACAAUGACUUCAUCCCCGCUGGUGCCUCCGUCCAGGUUGCUCGGUCCGACUCACUUCUGCCCAGAAAGCCUAGAGAGAAGGACAACUGGGGCAACGCUGUCGCACACGACCGCAAGAAGAUCACCAUUCGGGCGUCGAAGAACGACACAGACGACAUUAGUGAUGAAUUCCUCUGGGCGCUCAAGAAGGCUAAUAAUGGCGGCCUUGUGCAUCUGAAGAAGAACCACAAGUAUGUCAUCGGAAAGAAGCUUGACCUUAGCUUCCUCAAGGAUGUCUAUGUCAACAUUGAUGGAGAGUUGAAGUACACCAAUGACAUCAAGUACUGGCAGGCCAACAACUUCUACUACCCAUUCCAGAAGAGUAUCACGUUCACAGUCUGGGGCGGCAAGGACGUCAAGAUAUACUCUGACUCUGGCACUGGAGUGAUCAACGGUAACGGUCAGGCCUGGUGGGACGGCUUCUCAGGCGCCGAAAUCCUCGACCCCAACAAUGUAUUCUACCGCCCGAUUCUCUUUCUCACCGACAACGCAACCAACAUCGAGAUCUCAGGCCUGCACCUCAAAGACUCUCCAUGUUGGACCACCUUCCUUGUACGCACCAAGAACGUCAUCUUCGACAACAUCUACAUUGACGCCGUCUCCACCAACGCCUCCUCCCUGCCCAAGAAUACCGACGGCUUUGACUCCCUUAACGUCGACGGCCUGACCGUCACCAACACACGCGUCAACGUGGGCGACGACUGCUUCUCCCCCAAGCCCAACACCACCAACAUCUUCGUCAAGAACCUGUGGUGCAACGGCACGCACGGCGUAUCAAUGGGCAGCAUUGGCCAGUACCCCGGUGUCAAGGAUUACAUCAGCAACGCGUGGAUCGAGAACGUUACCCUUUUGAACGGCCAGAACGGUGCGCGCCUCAAGGCGUGGGCGGGCCCGGACGUUGGGUACGGAUACAUCGACAACGUGACGUACAAAGACAUCAUCAUCGAGAACACCGAUGCGCCUGUGGUGUUGGAUCAGUGCUACUUCAAUAUCAAUGAGACCACGUGUGCGAAGUACCCGAGCAAGGUUAAUAUCACGAAUGUAAACUUCAUUAACAUCUCCGGCAGUAGUAGUGGCAAAAAUGGGAGGGUUGUGGCGGAUUUGACAUGCAGCCCGGGCGCGACGUGCGAUGGCAUUCAUCUGGAGAACAUUAAUAUCACGAGUCCUGCGGGUUCCCCGCCGCAGAUCGUGUGCGAGAAUAUCACGGGCGAUAUUGGCGUGGAUUGUAUUCCUGCGAGCGAGGCGGAUGAUUAG
Macroventuria anomochaeta is the source of this 1359-nucleotide messenger RNA. Its product is annotated as glycoside hydrolase family 28 protein. Lineage: Eukaryota; Fungi; Ascomycota; Dothideomycetes; Pleosporales; Didymellaceae. Gene Ontology annotation, molecular function: polygalacturonase activity. The coding region runs from base 1 to 1359 and encodes 452 amino acids. The record is from RefSeq and is a predicted model, not a curated record. The transcript is spliced from 2 exons. Gene Ontology annotation, biological process: carbohydrate metabolic process.